GACACGCUCGCACACGCUUGCGUGCUCCGAAAUCCCACACAUCGAUUCGAAAACUGUGCUUGUGCUGUGCUAGUGUGUGAUCUGUGCUGUGUUGUGCCAAGGAUUGUUGCUAUGUCACAUCAAGAGCAGAACCAUCUAUUAUGACUUAGGUUCAAAUCAAAUGGACGUAACGGUGCAGCGUACGAGUAGCGGAGUAUGAGAGAGAUUAUGCAUGGUCACAUGAUCUAAGCAUGUCGACAGCGAUUCUCUUAGGGGCCGGCGUUCUGGCGCUCGUCACGAGAACAGGGUGCACAGACAACGCGAAUGGCCUCGGCACAGACGGAGUCCCAGAGCUGGACUACACAGACAUGGAUUUGGGACUGGCCCACCGGGGGCCCCACUUCGACCUGGCGUAUUCCAAGAACGUGACGGCCCUGGUCGGAAAGACGGCGCAGCUGAACUGCAGGGUGCAUGACUUGGGGAAUAGAACAGUAUCAUGGAUACGGCAUAGAGACAUACACCUGCUUACUUCAGGGAGGAUGACUUACACCUCCGACCAGAGGUUCAUCAGCGUCCACAAUCCUCACACGGAGGACUGGAUUCUAAAAAUCCGGUUCCCGCAGCGACGGGACUCCGGCAUCUACGAGUGCCAGGUCGGGACCACACCACCUAUCGGCCACAAGAUGUACCUGUCAGUCGUCGAACCCCUGACGACGAUCCUGGGCGGUCCAGAGCUGUUCAUCAACACGGGGAGCACCAUCAACCUCACGUGUGUGGUGCAACACUCUCCUGAGCCGCCCCCGACUAUACGGUGGACUCAUAAUGAUGAGGAAAUCAACUACGACUCGCCCCGCGGGGGAGUGUCAGUCAUCACUGAGAAGGGGGAAACGACCACGUCUCAUCUACUGGUGCAGAAGGCCAAGUCUCCGGACUCUGGGCGGUACACUUGCGCUCCAGCCAACGCGAACCCUCGCUCGGUGCAGGUCCACGUUUUGAGUGGUGAGCAUCCAGCAGCGAUGCAGCAUGGCGGCCAGCUCCGUCUCCAAUAUCCUCUCUCAGCCGCUCUACUGAGCGUCAUCGUAGCCCUAAUGGGGUGCUAGUAUAUCAGAACGUGGAUCUCUAUUUUAUAUUGCCCUAGACACAAGUAGCUUGUGAACUUAUAAUAGAGUAAGAUGGCAAACAUUGACCCAUUGGGGUCGAAUUAAAAUCAAAAAGAAGACGUAUUUUAAAAGCAUUAAAAUUCCAACCCAAAAAAACGCCACGUAGGUCGUCCACAAGGACAGGUGACCUCAUAAAGGUAGCAGGCAGGCGCUGGAUGCAGGCCGCUACCAACCGGCUGAUUUGAAAAUCAUUGGGGGAGGCCUAUGUUCAGCAAUGGACGUCCUAUGGCUGAACACAUUGAACAUAGCCCGUUCAGCAAUGAAUUUCCUGUGGCUGAAUCCAGUCCAGAACGAAUACAAAUCUGCACUUAUCGUAUAAACUUUCGUAUUUGUGUGAUUUUGUUUGCGAAUCUGCAUUCUAAUUCCUUGUAAAUACCUACGUCUGAAGCUAGAAUAAACAUGCAAACAGCGAGUCGACACACGAAUUGAGAAUCUAUGUUUACGAUAGCUUUCCGCAGUAAGUUACGUAACAAAAAGUCAACAGGUCUUAUUUUUAGUUUGGGAAAAUGUAUAGGAAACUAAAUAAAAAUUAACACCCUUGUUCACAAACAUUCUAUGAGGUCUCACAGUGCGCGUGGACGCCCCUGUGCGUCCACGCGCACGAAUCAAUCACAGAGCUCUAUUCAACACUGUGCGUUCGAUUUUCUGCUUCACUUAUUAUUUUGUGAAUACGGGCGUAAAAUAAAUAUCAAAUAGGCACACGACACACAAUGAUUUUGAUUUAGAAAAAUAACACGUUUUCAUUGAGAUUUGGUGUCGAAAUUGUUAUAAAAUUUCCUUUCUAAUAAUGGAGGAAAAUCAGCACAAUUAUAUUUAUAAAUACUUCGAUAUCGAUUUGCCAACAGGGAAUGUAUCGAAUAUUCGGUUUCUUUCAAUCGAAAGGAUCAAUAAUAAUAUUUUCAGUUGUAUUGAUGAUAUUGUAAAUAAAAGUUACUAUCAAUAGACUCAUGUAAAAGUUAAUAAUCUAAAGUAUAGACUGUCGAUUUUUCUGAAACUUUGAUCUGCAACGUCUGUGAUCUAAUUAGAUUAUAGAUCGUUUCAUCCACGAAGACGCGCCCCACCAUUCUUCCACUAAUAUUCGAGUGUUAUCGGUACACGCUAAAUUAUCCAUGAGUGCACACGCACACUACAAUAAUGACGCUCGGAUUGCUCGGAUCAAACUCUCCGCACCCCGCGCUUCCCUCGACCAAAAAUUGGUGGGGCACGUCUUCGUGGAUGAAACGAUCUGUAGUAAAUAUUUUCCAAUUCAAUGUAACUUACAUUAAUUCGCACCUGAGGCAAUAGAUUUCUUCAAGUUUUAAAAAAAAUACUUUAUAGUGACUGAACACGGACGCUGAAAAAUGUAGAGCCAUUUAUAAAAAACUCACACAUACAACCACUUUCGUUUUCAUAAUGUUAGUGUGGGAAUAUGUCCCCAAUAAUAUGUGGGACUAUGUAAUAUCACAGUUCGAGGGUUCCAUCGAGAGCUUACUGUAACCCAAAUCCCAUAAAUAAUUUAUUAGAUACUGAAGGAAGUGAUUUUCCACCAAAAGAAUCGAAAGGGGACAAGUUUGUGAUAUUUUUUCGGAUGUGCGAAUAAAGGGUCAUGAUUUCUUGAUUGGUUGUUAUAGAUAUACAGGGUGGAAUUUUGUAAUGCCACCUCAAGGGAAAGUACUCUUAAUACUGUAGAUGGAAAAUGUUACUCAAAGAAAACAUUCCUUUAUUUUUGAAAAGAAAUAGAACUGCAUUCAACGAUUUACAAAAAUUUGCUUGCUACACUCGGGAAUCGAACCAACUAAAAUCUGUUAAAAAUUACACCCUGUAUUUUUAUUGCAUCGAUCGUUAGUGUUAAGUAUAAGGAUGAAAUCUCUCAAACAAACUUGAUAAAUCAAAUGAAAGGAAAACCAUGAAAUCUUAAAUUAUUGUAAUUAUUUACUGAAAAUUGUAUGGUAUGGUAGUAAAUUUUUGAAAAAAAUCGAAAAUCUUUGAAUGCAGUUGUCUUUCUUUUCAAAAAUAAAGGAAUGUUUUCUUUAAGUAAAAUUUUCUAUCUACAGUAUUAAGGGUACUUUCCCUCCAGGUGGCAUUACAAAAUUCCACCCUGUAUAGAUUAACAUUUGUAAUUUUCAGACAAAUCAGUAUUUUUAAUUAUUGUUUCAGUAUAGCUGAAACCAUGAUAACUAGACAAUUUUAGAUUUCAGCAUCUUCAUCUACAACGGCGACAUUAGUAUGUUUCAUAUUUAAAUAGAAAGACACGGGUCUUAACGCCACAUUUAUUAAUGAGUUGCAUUAUGUACUCACGGCUUGACGUUUCGGCUGCGAUGCUGCAGCCGUGGUCAUAAGUAGACUGGCGGCUCGCGGCGUCGUCCGUUCGGGCGGGCUUGAAAAAUGUCGCGUUAAGACCCGUGUCUUUGCAUUUAGGUAGGUAUGUCGAAAUGGAACGCAAAAGUUUAAAAUCUUAUGUUUCAUAUUUGGUUAAAUAGUACCAUGAUAAAUCACAGGUAACAGUGUUCCUUUAAAAUCGACAGUCUAGAAAAGAGGUUUGAAAGGACAAAACUUUGAAUUUCCUUCGAGAGAAGAGCUUUCAUACUUUAUCUGUUAUUUUAAAUGAUAGUUGAUCAUUGCUAGACAAAUUAUUUAUAAGUUGCUGUAAGAAGACGGCUUUUAUUUACAAAAGUACUGAGUAUUUUUGGACAGACACGACGCAUCAUUAGUUAUUGAUCUUUUAGUAAAUGGCAGGUUUAUAAUGGAAACUACCAAAUUUCUUAUACCAUGAUGCCAUCUAUAUCUAUAUCUAUAUAUAUAUAACUCAAAGGUGACUGACUGAGUGACUGACAUAGUGAUCUAUCAACGCACAGCCCAAACCACUGGACGGAUCAGGCUGAAAUUUGGUAUGCAGGUCGAUGUUAUGACGUAGGCAUCCGCUAAGAAAGGAUUUUACGAAACUCCACCCCUAAUGAGGUAAAACGGGAUCCAAGCGUACGAAGUCGCGGGCGGCCGUUAGUUCAAAAUAAAGAUAUGGACGAAAGCAUAUGAUGAUAAAUAUAAUUGCACCUUAGGUAGUUGAUAUUAGGUGCGAUUUUCCUACAGAAGGUAGAGUCGGAUGUGCUGUCAAAUGUAUAGUCAGCGUCAAAUAAUUCGCGACACCCAAAGCACUUUGGCUACUUUGGGUGUCAUAAACUAUUUCACGCUCACUGUACAAUUGUACAUCAGUAAAUUAACUAACUUUUGUUUAAAAUUUCAGUAACAGUUAAACAAAUAAUUUUGAAACGCAUUUCGGUUGGUAUUGACUCUAAACUUAACUUUGUCCCUAAAAUUCAAUGUAACAAUGUAAAUAAUAAGUUAUAACAUUGUUUCGUAUAACAAUUAAAAUUUAAACCUAGAUUAAGCUAGUUAUACUACUUGAAACAUAAAGUUAUUACUUACAAAGUUUAAUGUAAUAGAUUUAAAUGUAAUUAUAGAACUAAUUAAGGAAUAGAAAUAAGAUGUAUUAUUGUAAACAAAUAAAAUUAAUUGUUUCGAAUAAUUUUUAAAAUAAUUGGAUACGGUUGUGU
Ostrinia nubilalis (European corn borer) is the source of this 4669-nucleotide messenger RNA. RefSeq names its product zwei Ig domain protein zig-8-like. Gene Ontology annotation, biological process: synapse organization. NCBI's taxonomy places the organism in Eukaryota, Metazoa, Arthropoda, Insecta, Lepidoptera, Crambidae. Gene Ontology annotation, cellular component: neuron projection membrane. The coding region runs from base 231 to 1079 and encodes 282 amino acids. The record is from RefSeq and is a predicted model, not a curated record. The transcript has 10 exons.